Messenger RNA from Cladophialophora psammophila CBS 110553, 2688 nucleotides. RefSeq lists its product as uncharacterized. The record is from RefSeq and is a predicted model, not a curated record. Gene Ontology annotation, molecular function: zinc ion binding; DNA-binding transcription factor activity, RNA polymerase II-specific; DNA binding. The coding region runs from base 1 to 2688 and encodes 895 amino acids. Gene Ontology annotation, biological process: DNA-templated transcription; regulation of DNA-templated transcription. NCBI's taxonomy places the organism in Eukaryota, Fungi, Ascomycota, Eurotiomycetes, Chaetothyriales, Herpotrichiellaceae. The transcript has 3 exons.
AUGUCGCAGGGCUUAAUACCAGUCACCGAGUCGGUGCCCGUCUCAGGGUCGAGCUCCGAAAAACCCGCGACUUCUGCAGCCGCUGCCAGUGCUCCGUCAACAGCGCCUGUCCAGGCGCCCAAGUCGCGCAGCUGUCUCGUAUGCCGCAAUCGCAAGGUUCGCUGUGACAAGCAGUCACCCUGCUCCAACUGCCGCCGGGCAAAUAUCGCCUGUGUCUAUCCGUCGACCGACCGCCCGCCGAGGUGGACGCGCCGCUUCAAUCGCCUCACCCACAAUGUCCUGGCAUCAAGUGCUCCGGUACCGCAAGACGCCAAUCCGGACCUCGAUAAGGUCAUGGACCGGUUGCGAAAUCUCGAGCAGUUGGUUAAGGAGCUGAGCGGCCAGCUGGAACAGGCUCGUGCACGUGCAGCAGCUCACUCGGCCGCCGGCGGCUCAUCUGGUGUCAAUUCUCCUGGUAGCUCUAGCCAGAACCGCGAUGCAGAGCACCACAGGGAUCUGUCACCCGCCACCGGUAUCAGCAGUGUUCGCAAGCAGUUUGGCCGCUUGGUCCUCCAGGAUUCCAGCCGCAGCCACUAUGUGAGCAGCGCCUUCUGGUCUCGGGUCGACGACGAGCUAGAUGGCCUGGAGACGGAAUCCCGUGGCCUGGUAGCAGACGACUCCGACAGCUCAUGGGAUGAAGCAUCCCCUGGAAGGGCCUCCUCCACCCAGGAAAUUGAGCGGACGCCUGCGGAGCGCCAUGCGCUCCUGUUUCGACACAAUCUGAGUCCUUCAGCUCCCAAUUUACAUGAGUUCCGGCCACUGCCAUCACAGGUACCGUUUCUCUUGGACGUCUUCUCGCGAAACGUGAAUGUCUUCAUGCGAAUCGUCCACAUCCCGACCCUUACUAAGAUGGUCAAUGAUCUGGGCGGCGCUGGCAGGACUCCCCUCACACCAUCUAACGAAGCCUUAAUAUUCUCCAUCUACUACGCCGCUGUCACCUCUAUGGAGGAAGAUGAUGUUAUGACCAACUUUGGCUCCUCAAAAUCCGACCUUAGUCUCAAGUAUCGUCUUGGCCUGGAGCAUGCCCUGGCAAAGGCAGACUUCCUCAAUGUCCCUGACCUGGUUCUAAUUCAAGCAUUCGCUCUUUUUCUAUCUCUUGCUCGCCGACAUGACAGCCCAAGGUUCGUGUGGAUGAUGACUGGACUCGUCAUCAGGAUGGCCCAGUUCCUUGGGUUGCAACGGGAUGGGGCGCAUUUAAAGCAUCUGACUCCUUUUGAGAUUGAGAUGCGGCGAAGGCUUUGGUGGACUCUGUGUAGGCUGGAUUUGAGAGCUGCGGAGGACCAAGGGACGGACCUUGGUAUUGCGAAGAGCAGCUUCGACACAAAAAUCCCGUUGAACAUCAACGACGCAGACAUCGACCCCGAGUCCAAACUGAUCCCUACAGAGCGCUACGGCGUGACAGAUAUGACAUUUGCACGCAUCUCCGCUGGGAUAGUCGAUGUCAUGAGGCAGAUGAUGACCCGUGGUCCAGAAGCGGGGGUGGCUGACCUCGAGGACCAGAGCCAUCUCUUGAAUGAGAUCUACCGGAAAUUCGAACAGGAAUACUUUCAGCACGCCAGCGAAUCAGGGAAUAUUGCCUAUUGGGUCACAGUCGCCGUCGCGCGGAUGGUCAUGGCCAAGAUGACGCUCAUUGUUUUUCUCCCUGCCCUCUUCUCUACCUCAAGCGAGCGCAUCUCGGACGAGAUAAGAACCAAGCUGCUGGUCUCGGCAAUUGAAGUCGCAGAGUACAAUCAUGCGCUGAACGCCGAACAAGCAUGUCGGCAUUGGCGCUGGCUGUAUCAGAGCCACACUCAUUGGCAUGCCAUUGUAUACCUCAUGAUCGAGAUCUCACGCCGCCCUUGGUCGCCGAUUGUGGAGAGGGCUUGGGGCGCCCUUCACAGCAACUGGCUGAUUCCAGCCCGGGCCCCCAUGGACAAGGACUUGCGCAUCUGGAUUCCACUGCGAAAGCUGAUGGGCAAAGCACGGAAGCAUCGCGACGACGAGAUCCAAAGGCUUCGAGCAGAUCCACAGGCCGCGGCAAGGCUAGAGAUGGGAGACCAAAAACUCCCGGUGCCGUCAAGCUCUGGCCCGUUUCCAACCGGGUUCGGUGUCGACAUCUUCCGUGAGCGAUGGCGCCAGCUCGUAGCCAUCCCAGCGGAGCCGGGUGACCGCGGUGACGUGUCGCAAACUCCCGACGCUGGACUUGCCGACCCUCCAAUGCACCAAAUUCCCCCAGAACUACCGUCUGCAAGAACUAUUCCUACAGGAACCUCAAGGGAUCCGGGCUUCGAUAUGACCUUUGAACCAAUGCAUCUGGGUAUGGAUGGACAGCAGGUAAGCCAAACUAUAGAGAGCACCAAUAUCAAGGACCCUAAAUCGUCAAUCAAAACGGGUGGUCCGGGCGAAUUGGUCUUGAAACAGACUCUUGGGCCAUCACACAAUGCCUUUCCCACGAUCCCGGAUGACUGGGCGGAUGGUCGUACCAUGGGGCCUGAUUUCCACGCUUGGCUGUGGGCUGAUGCCGACCCCUCGGUCGACGUGUUUUCCAACUGGGAGGUGGAUUCCAUUGAUCCCAGUAUGGACCUGGGCGGUGAGGUAAACUGGUACGACUGGGUCGAAUCUGCCAAGGGCAUGGAGUGGGAUGCAAGACCUGUUUAUAGCGCUAGGUAA